Molecule: messenger RNA, 684 nt
Organism: Quercus lobata
Lineage: Eukaryota; Viridiplantae; Streptophyta; Magnoliopsida; Fagales; Fagaceae
Product: organelle RRM domain-containing protein 6, chloroplastic-like
Exons: 4
Coding region: 106-393 (95 amino acids)
Biological process (GO): mRNA splicing, via spliceosome
Cellular component (GO): U2-type prespliceosome; precatalytic spliceosome; U1 snRNP
Molecular function (GO): U1 snRNA binding; mRNA binding
Source: RefSeq, a predicted model, not a curated record
UUAAUUAAAACGUGAAAAAACGACCCUUCAAACAUCGUUUCUAUGACCUACGCCAAUGUAUACAUACACUAACUCUUGCACGAAGAACACCAACUUGGAACUGAGAUGGCUAAUAAACUCAACUCACAGCUAUUCGUUAGCAGAUUAUCAUCGUACACCACAAAUGAACAUCUGAAGAGGUUGUUUUCGCGAUUUGGGGUAGUUACAGAAGCUAGGUUAGUUAAAGACCCAAGAACCCAAAGGCCCAAAGGUUUUGGCUUUGUCACAUACGAAUCAGAGGUAGAGGCUCAGAAGGCUUUGAAGGCCAUGAAUGGCAGGAUAGUUGAUGGAAGACUGAUAUUUGUGGAAGUUGCAGAGACUGAAAAACCUGGAGAGGAUGCUACCUCAAAAUAAUAAGGCUCUUUUUUUUUUCUCCAUGCAGAGAUCUGUGUGACAAAUGCUGUUGAGAUUUAUUAGUGUCAAAUGAUUAAUAGCAUACUGUAAAACAAAGUAGCCCCCAAUCUUUUUCAAUUCUUCUCUUCUUGCUACCAAAAGAAAGAAAUAUUAUGCAUAUUCCUUUGGAAAUUAGAAUGCAUACUAGUUAAUUUCUUCUUUCUAGAACAGAACUUUUAGCUUGUUUGAACUUGUAACACCACACGAGCAAUGUGCAAUAUCGUCUGAUUCUUAUGAUUUACCAAAAAGCAA